Messenger RNA from Moneuplotes crassus, 1278 nucleotides. The record is from the annotation of a GenBank genome assembly. Lineage: Eukaryota; Ciliophora; Spirotrichea; Euplotida; Euplotidae.
AUGCAAGUCAAGACUAAGAUCAAUAAGGAGAACAAUGUGAUUGUCACCAUUAAGAAAGGUGCUACCUUGGAUGGUGACCUCUUACACAAGGGCAGAGAGUUUGGUACAGAGAUUACUAACAACACUGGCGCUAGCAGCGAGUGCGAGAUUGAUGAAAAAUCUCCUUGUGUUGUUAGAGAUAGCUCUUACGAAUCAAAUGUGCCUAAAACGUCUCCUAAAACACAUAAAAUGACUGACUUACAUGCUGGGACCUCUAUCACUCUUAGAUGAAAGAGAGAACAGGAAGUUCCAUCCCAAUACAAAGGAGGGAAAGACCUCACUAAGCUCGAAGGAGAAGAUCUAAAAGAAGCACUAAAGGAAGAGCUCAAACUGAGAAGAAAAGCUAUAAACAAAGACAUCUCAUUCCAUGAUGUAAUUAAUUUCAGGACUCCAGAGCUGGUUGGUGAGUACGCUGGCAAGUGAAUCCAAUGGAUGAGAGAACAGGAAGAAGAAUUUAGAAUCAAAAAUAAUUACUUGGAUACUCCUCCCUUGAAGAAAAAUUCUAAGAAGCACAAAUUAACAAGAGAAGAUCGAGCUAUUGUUGUUGAUUUGGUAUUCGAGAUUCAUAGAAAAUAUGGGCUUGUACCUGAAACUCUAUUUGUGGCUAUUUCGACUAUUGACAGAUAUUUAUCAAUGAGAAAAGAACCUCUAAGAAAAUCAAGAGAUAUUGAAUCAAUUGGAGUAGCAGCUCUCCUCAUUGCUUCCAAAUAUGAAGAUAUCUAUCCUCCAGCACUAGACGAAAUGAUUACUAUGAUGGGAAGACCCUCUACAAGGAAGGAAGUCUUGAAUUGGGAAUUCAAAAUUUUGAAACAACUCGUUUUCCAAAUUACAGUACCCACUCCAUUUAGAUUUUUGGAAAGAUUUUCUUCUGUCUCAGUUGUCUACCAAAAUGCAGCUCCUCUUGCACAAUACUUAAUAGAACUUGCGCUUUACGAUUUUGAUAUCGUAUAUAACUUGUCUCCAUCUGAAAUAGCUUGAGUUGCUCUAUUCGCUGCAGUUAAUUUUGAUAUCCACACCAACAAGAUCUCUCCGAAACUCAAAUGGUCAUCAGAAAUUAUAGAGGAGUCUUCAAUGAGGAAAGGAAAAAUCAUUGAAUACUUCAAUACCUACUUCAUAGACUUGGCUUUCAGGGUAGAAAGAGAGCUGAAAGUCAACGACAUCAACAUAAAAUAUCCUCAAUACCAAUUUGUGGAUGAUGAACCCCUUGGUUUGUUCAGCCAAAUCAAAUAAAAAUUUAUU